Messenger RNA from Calidris pugnax (ruff), 5277 nucleotides. It is a transcript of the gene LAMB2, whose product is annotated as laminin subunit beta 2. Gene Ontology annotation, cellular component: basement membrane. The annotation marks the transcript as partial. Gene Ontology annotation, biological process: axon guidance. The transcript has 32 exons. Lineage: Eukaryota; Metazoa; Chordata; Aves; Charadriiformes; Scolopacidae. The record is from RefSeq and is a predicted model, not a curated record.
GGGGCCUCGGCCCCCGACACCCCCCAGGGCUGUGCCCGCGGCAGCUGCUACCCGGCCACCGGGGACCUGCUGGUGGGACGAGCCCCCCGCCUGAGUGCCAGCUCCACCUGCGGGCUGCGCCGGCCCCAGCCCUACUGCAUCGUCAGCCACCUCCAGGAGGAGAAGAAGUGCUUCAUCUGUGACUCCCGGCGGCCCUACGAUGCCCGCACCGAUGCCAACAGCCACCGCAUCGAGAACGUGGUCACCACCUUCGCCCCCCGCCCCAAGAAAGCCUGGUGGCAGUCAGAGAACGGUGUGGAGCAUGUCAGCAUCCAGCUGGACCUGGAGGCCGAGUUCCACUUCACCCACCUCAUCAUGACCUUCAAGACCUUCCGCCCCGCGGCCAUGCUGGUGGAGCGCUCGGCCGACUUCGGGCGCAGCUGGAAGGUCUACCGCUACUUCGCCUACGACUGCGCCACCGCCUUCCCCCACGUCCCCCGCGGGCCCCCGCGCCGCAUCGACGACGUCGUUUGCGAGUCCCGCUACUCCGACAUCGAGCCCUCCACCGAGGGGGAGGUGAUCUACCGGGUGCUGGACCCCUCCAUCCCCAUCCGGGACCCCUACAGCCCCGCCAUCCAGAACCUGCUGCGUGUCACCAACCUGCGGGUGAACCUCACCAAGCUGCACACGCUGGGGGACAACCUGCUGGACUCGCGGCGGGAGAUCCGGGAGAAGUACUACUACGCUCUCUACGAGCUGGUGAUGCGCGGGAACUGCUUCUGCUACGGGCACGCCUCCGAGUGUGCCCCGCUCAGCGGGGCCCCGGCCACCACCGAUGGCAUGGUGCAUGGGCGCUGUGUCUGCAAGCACCACACGCAGGGGCUGAACUGCGAGCGCUGCGAGGACUUCUACCACGACCUGCCCUGGCGCCCGGCCGAGGGCUCCAGCACCAACGCCUGCCGCCGCUGUGACUGCAACGAGCACUCCCGGCGCUGCCACUUCGACAUGGCCGUCUUCCUGGCCACGGGCAACACCAGCGGGGCCGUGUGUGAUGGCUGCCAGCACAACACCAUGGGGCGCCGCUGCCACCUCUGCAAGCCCUUCUACUACAAGGACCCCAGCAAGGACCUGCGGGACCCCGCAGUGUGCCGAGCCUGCGACUGUGACCCCGAGGGCUCUCUGGACGGGGGGCUGUGCGAUGGCGCCGACGACCCAGCCCGGGGGCUGAUUGCAGGGCAGUGCCGCUGCAAGGAGCACGUGGCUGGUCCCCGCUGCGACCGCUGCAAACCCGGCUUCUUCGGCCUCAGUGCCGCCAACCCGCAGGGCUGCCAGCGGUGCCAGUGUGACCCCCGUGGCACGGUGGCUGAGGGCAGCCGGUGUGACCCCAUCAGCGGCGAGUGCUUCUGCAAGCGGCUGGUGACCGGGCGCAGCUGUGACCAGUGCCUGCCCGAGUACUGGGGGCUGAGCCACGACCUCCCGGGCUGCCGGCCCUGCGACUGCGACGUGGGAGGUGCCCGCAACCACCUGUGUGCCGUGGAGACGGGGCAGUGCCAGUGCCGCAGCCAUGUGGUGGGACGGCAGUGCGGCCAGGUGGAGCCUGGUUUCUACCGCAUCAACCUGGACCAUUACACCUACGAGGCUGAGGAUGCUCGACUGCAUCAGGGCUCUGUGGUGGAGCAUGAACCCCCCAUGGACCAUCCAGCUUCGUGGACAGGAACGGGCUUUGCCCGCAUGCUGGAGGGUGGCUGGCUGGAGUUUCAUGUGAACAACGUGCCUUUCUCCACUGAGUAUGAUGUGAUCAUCCGCUAUGAGCCCCAGCACCCGGAGCCCUGGCAGGAGGUGAGGGUGAGAGUGCUGCGCCCCAGCCCCGUCUCCGCCAGCAGCCCUUGUGGAAACACCAUCCCAGCUGAUGACCAGCUCUCCACCAGCCUCCCCUCGGGUGCCAGGUACGUGGUGCUGCCCCAGCCCUUCUGCCUGGAGCGGGGCGUCUCCUACACCCUCCGCCUGGAGCUGGGCUGUGCCACUGCUCGGCAGGAUCCCACCGCCAGCGUGCUCAUCGAUUCGCUGGUGCUCGUGCCCCGUUACUCCUCGCUGGAGAUGUUCAUCGCGGGCGACCCCGGCUCCGUGGAGCGACGGGAGACCUUUGAGCGGUACCGCUGUGCCCAGCCCUUCCACACCGCGGGGCCCUCGCCGGUGGCUGAGCCCUGCUCCAGCCUCCUGCACAGCCUCUCGGCCAUCCUGCACGAUGGAGCGCUGCCCUGCCUCUGCGACCCCCAGGGCUCGCUCAGCGCUGAGUGCCAGCCCCAGGGCGGCCAGUGCCGGUGCAAACCCAACGUCAUGGGACGGCGCUGCCACCGCUGCUUCCCGGGAACCUUCGGUUUUGGGCCCGGAGGGUGCCGAGCGUGCCAGUGCAGCAGGGAGGGCUCGGUGAGCACCGUCUGCGACAGCACCACGGGUCAGUGCUCCUGCCGCGAGGGUGCCCACGGCCUGCGCUGUGACCGCUGCCAGCCGGGCUACUGGGGCUUCCCUGCCUGCCGGCCCUGCCAGUGCAACGGGCACGCCGAGGACUGCGACCCCCGGACGGGCAGCUGCCUGCGCUGCCGGGACCACACGGACGGCGAGAGGUGCCAGAGGUGUGUGGCCGGGCAUUUUGGGAACCCGUCGCUGGGCUCUGGGCAGCACUGCCGGCCAUGCCCCUGCCCUGAAGGGCCGGGCAGCCUCCGCCAUUUCGCCGCCUCCUGCUACCAGGACAGCCAGUCCCAGCAGGUUGUUUGCCACUGCAGCCCUGGCUACACAGGUCCCCGCUGCGAUGAGUGUGCCCCCGGGUACUAUGGGGACCCCCUGCAGCCUGGUGGGCGCUGCCUGCCCUGCCAGUGCCACGAUAACAUCGACAUGACGGACCCGGAGGCGUGCGACCGGCGCACGGGACAGUGCCUGCGCUGUCUCUACAACACGGCGGGGCCACAGUGCGCCGAGUGCCAGCCUGGCUACUACGGGGAUGCCACACGGCACAGCUGCAGGCGUUGCUCCUGCAACACAUUGGGCACUGACCCCAGCACCUGCGGGCCCCAGCAGUGCCAGUGUGACAGGCGCAGUGGGCAGUGCCACUGCCUGCCCCAUGUGGAGGGCCAGAACUGCGACCGCUGCAGCCCCAACUUCUGGAACCUGGGUAGCGGGCAGGGCUGCCAGCCCUGUGCCUGCCACCCCCAGCAUUCCCUGACACCCGCUUGCAACCAGUUCACAGGGCAAUGCUCGUGCCGGCCAGGCUUUGGGGGCCGGACCUGUGCCGACUGCCAGGAGCACCACUGGGGUGACCCACGGCAGCAGUGCCGAGCCUGUGACUGCGACCCCCGCGGUGUUGCCAGCACUCAGUGUGACCGCGGCAGUGGCCACUGUGACUGCCGGCCCGGCAUCUCCGGAGUCCGCUGUGACCAGUGCGCCCGUGGCUUCUCCGGCACUUUCCCCGCCUGCCAGCCCUGCCACCCCUGCUUUGGGGACUGGGACCGGGUGGUGCAGGACCUGGCUGCCCGCACCCGGGCGCUGGCGCAGCGGGCCAGCCUCCUGCAGCACACCGGGGCCGCCGGCGUCUUUGAGGGCACCUUCCGGCGGCUUGAAGAGAACCUGGCCACCGUGCGUAACGUGGUGGCUGCCCGCAAUGCCACCGCCGCCACUGCUGCCCACCUGACGCACACCACGGAGGGGCUGCGGCAGCAGAUCGGGGAGGCAACGGAGAGGCUGACACGGCUGGAAGGGGAGCUGACAGCCGCCCAGGAUGCCAACUUCAACGCCAGCCACGUGCUGAGCGCGGUGGACCGGGGUGCCCGUGCCCUCAACCACAGCCUGCAGGACCUGGAGCAGCGGCUGGAUGCUCUCAAGACCUCUAAUUUCCUCGGUGCCUACGACAGCAUCCGCCAGUCCCACGGGGAGUCACGGGAGGCUGAGCGCCGGGCGGACGCCUCCACCCGCGCUGUGCCCAGCCCUGUCAGCACCUCGGCAGCCACCCGGCACCGCACCGAGCAGCUCCUGGCCAGCCGGCGGGAUGACUUCAACCGCCAAAACGCAGCCAGCCGGCGGGCACUGAUGGACCUGGCGACGCGAGCGCAGGCACUGAGCCUGCACCCGCUCAAUGAGAAGGUCUGCGGUGCAGUGGGUGACGUGCCCUGUGCUGAGAGCCCCUGCGGGGGAGCCGGGUGUCGGGACGAGGACGGGGGGCGGCGCUGCGGGGGUCUGAGCUGCGGCGGGGCCGUGUCCACAGCCGACAGCGCGCUGGACCGGGCACGCCAUGCCCAGGAGGAGCUGCAGCGGGCAGCCAGCGACGUGGUCCAGCUCUCCCACAAGGUGGCAGAAGCCAAAGGGAAGGCAGAUGAGGCCCGGCUGCGGGCGCAGGCAGCCCUGGACAAGGCAAACCAGACCAGGGCCCGGGUGGAGAGCUCCAACAAGGAGCUGCGGGAGCUCAUCAGCCAAGUCAAGGCCUUCCUGAGCCAGGAGGGGGCCGACCCCGAGAGCAUCGAGGUGGUCGCCAGCCGGGUGCUGGAGCUGUCGCUCCCCGCCGCGCCGGCCCAGAUCCGCCGCCUGGCUGAGGAGAUCAAGACACGGGUGCGCAGCUUGGCCAGUGUGGAUGCCAUCCUGGAGCAGACGGCGGGUGAUGUGCGCCAGGCAGGGCAGCUGCUGCAGGAUGCCCAGCAGGCCAGGUCACGGGCAGAGGGUGUGCGGGGCACGGCUGAGGCGGUGCAGCAGGCGUUGGAGGAGGCACGGCGAGCCCAGGGCAUGGCUGAGGAGGCGCUGCAGCAUGCUGCCAGUGACAUCCAGCACAGCGAGAGAGCCCUUGGCACGAUGCAGGACCAGACAGCGAGCGCAGAGCAGUGGCUGGCAGGUGCCAUGGGGCGGCUGGGGGUCCUGGAUGGACAGACAGACGCCCUGAAGGUGAAACGUGCCAACAACAGCCUGGCAGCCACGCGUGCCCAGGAAGCUGCCAGUGCCGCACGGGACCGAGCCAGCGAGGCCAAGCAGGUGCUGGAGGGGCCGCUGCGGGACCGUUACCGGACGGCGCAGGAGCUGGUGCAGCACCGGGCGCAGGGCGCGCGGCAGGCGGGCAGCCGGGCGCAGCAGUUGCGGGAUGAGGCCGCUGGGCUACUGCGGGACGCCCAGGGCAAGCUGCAGCGGCUGCGAGCUCUGGAGGAGGCAUAUGAGCGGAACGAGCGGGUGCUGGACGCCAAGGCGGCCCAGCUGGGCGGGCUGGAGGCCAGGAUGAGGGAGGUGUUGGCCACGAUCAACCAGCAGGUCCAGAUCUACAACACC